GAUUAGUACUGAGGGGGUUGGGUGGUGACUGGCAUUUCAGUGAAAGCCAGAAAGUUUACUUUGCAGUAGUGGUUUAUAAUGAAACCCAAAUGUAUGAUGAGAAGGUGAAGAAAAGGGAAGACAAAGAACACUGAUCAGAAAACCAACUGUCCAUUUGUGUGGAUUUCACCAUGCCGUCUGCUGUUGGAGGUCCUGUGGGGUACACUCCUCCAGAGGGGGGCUGGGGUUGGGCAGUGGUGGCUGGUGCAUUUAUCUCUAUUGGUUUUUCCUAUGCCUUUCCCAAGUGCAUCACUGUGUUCUACAGAGAUAUGGAAUUGAUCUUCAAUGCCAGCACAAGUCAAGUCUCCUGGAUCUCCUCCAUCAAUGCAUGCUUCAUAUACGCAGGAGGUCCAAUCAGCAGUAUCCUGGUAAAUAGGUAUGGCAGUCGUCCUGUAAUGAUACUAGGGGGCUGCCUCUCAGGAGCUGGACUUAUUGCUGCCUCUUUUUGCAACACAGUUGAAGCAUUGUAUUUCUACGUGGGUGUGGUAGGAGGUCUCGGACUUUCAUUCAAUCUCAACCCCGCCCUUAUAAUGAUCAGCAGAUACUUCUACAAGAGGAGACCUUUUGCUAACGGAAUUGCCAUGGCCGGUACUCCUGUAUUUCUAGCCAGUCUAGCUCCUUUGAACAGCUGGUUUUAUGACCAGUUUGGCUUGAGGGGUAGCUUACUUAUCCUAGGUGGGCUUCUGCUCAACUGUUGUGUAGCUGGAUCUCUCAUGAGGCCCAUUGGGCCAAAGCCCAAGCCUGCUGUGGAAAUGCCUGACACUUCACCAGAGAAGAAAACAAUGAUGGAGAAUAUCAAUAGUUUUAUUGAUCUUAGCCUCUUCAAACACCGGGGCUUCCUCUUGUACCUAAUCGGAAAUGUUGUCAUGUUUUGUGGACUUUUCACCCCCCUUGUGUUCCUCAGCAAUUAUGCUAAGUCUAAGGAUAUUCCAAAUGAUAAGGCUGCAUCUUUGCUCUCAGUGCUGGCCUUAGUGGACAUGGUAGCACGACCCUCCAUGGGCACAGUGGCCAACACCAAAUGGGUGCGGCCCAGGGUGCAGUAUUUCUUCGCAGCUUCUGUUCUCUUUAACGGUGUCUGUCAUGUGCUUGCACCUCUAGCAGUGGACUAUUCCGGGUUUGUUGUCUAUUCUGCCUUCUUUGGGUUUGGGUUUGGAUGGCUGUGCUCUGUGCUGUUUGAGACUCUGAUGGAUCUGGUGGGGGCAGAGAGCUUCUCUAGUGCUGUGGGGCUGCUGACCAUUUUGGAAUGUGUGCCAGUGUUACUUUCCCCACCCUUGCUGGGAACAUUUAAUGACAUCUACUGCGACUACAAAUACACUUACAUAAGCUGUGGAAUAAUCCUGUUGGUUGCAAGCUUGUUUCUCUUUGUCGGCAUGGGCGUCAACUACAGGCUGCUGGAUAAGGAAGCAAAAGAGGAAGCUAAAAGAGCCCAGCUGAAAGAAACGUCAGAUGAGUACACCACAGAGACUGCAGUCAAGCAGACUGGCAAUGAGGAGAUGGUGGCACAGAAAUAAGCUGAUUCCAAAACUGCAGGAGUGCACUAAGUGAUCUAGUCUACGAAUGACUAACAUGGCAUGCAUAAACAGAAUUCACAGGAAGACAGACACAAGCUUUUUUUAUGAUCAGUGCACUCUCCAUGCUUUGAGAAUGGGAUUUUGUUAUACAAUGUCAUCUUAUGUUGGUAAAUUUUCAUUGGAAUUUGUGCAGUAAUAUGGAUAAAUGUAAAGUAGUCCAGAAAUAAAUAUUUAUUGUAACCUUAAACUGAAAUAUUGAUCAUCACAAUAUGGCAGAAUAAACAAAGAAAAAUGGAAAAA
Pygocentrus nattereri (red-bellied piranha) is the source of this 1850-nucleotide messenger RNA. RefSeq names its product monocarboxylate transporter 1-like. Gene Ontology annotation, molecular function: monocarboxylic acid transmembrane transporter activity. Gene Ontology annotation, cellular component: membrane. Gene Ontology annotation, biological process: transmembrane transport; monocarboxylic acid transport. Lineage: Eukaryota; Metazoa; Chordata; Actinopteri; Characiformes; Serrasalmidae. The record is from RefSeq and is a predicted model, not a curated record. The transcript is spliced from 5 exons. Bases 171 to 1550 code for a protein of 459 amino acids.